This is a messenger RNA of Magnolia sinica, 1336 nucleotides long. Its product is annotated as porphobilinogen deaminase, chloroplastic. The coding region runs from base 79 to 1170 and encodes 363 amino acids. The record is from RefSeq and is a predicted model, not a curated record. The transcript has 5 exons. Gene Ontology annotation, molecular function: hydroxymethylbilane synthase activity. Gene Ontology annotation, biological process: heme biosynthetic process. NCBI's taxonomy places the organism in Eukaryota, Viridiplantae, Streptophyta, Magnoliopsida, Magnoliales, Magnoliaceae. Gene Ontology annotation, cellular component: cytoplasm.
UGCUUCCCGAACCCAUCUCUUUCUCUCUCAACAAAACCCAAACGAAAUGCAUCAACAGCAACAGCGGUAGCGGCAGCAAUGGUGAGCUUCAACACUCUCUUCCCUUCCCCUCCUGCUAACAUGCGCCCCGGGUGCAUUUCACCACUUGGGCUCCCCCCACCAACAUUCCUACAUGCAACAAGGAAAGUUCUGGUGACAAGAGCAGCUGUGGCUGUUGAGCAGCAGCCGCAGACUAAGGUCUCUCUCAUCAGAAUCGGUACAAGAGGGAGCCCGCUAGCCCUUGCCCAGGCUUAUGAGACACGGGACAAGCUCAUGGCAACUCACUCAGAGCUAGCCGAAGAUGGAGCCAUUGAAAUUGUAAUUAUUAAAACAACGGGUGAUAAAAUUCUAAAUCAACCGCUUGCAGAUAUUGGUGGCAAAGGCCUGUUUACGAAAGAGAUAGAUGAGGCGCUCUUAGAUGAUAGAAUUGAUAUUGCUGUACAUUCGAUGAAGGAUGUGCCCACAUAUUUUCCAGAUGGGAUGAUUUUACCAUGCAACCUUCCCAGAGAGGAUGUCCGGGAUGCAUUUAUUUGUUUGACUGCAACUUCUUUAGCCGAGCUUCCAGCGGGAAGUGUUAUUGGUAGUGCCUCUCUCCGCAGACAGUCUCAAGUACUCUAUAGAUAUCCAUCACUCAAGGUGGUAAACUUCAGAGGCAAUGUUCAGACACGGUUGAGAAAGCUUAGUGAAGGGGAGGUCCAAGCAACUUUAUUGGCAUUGGCCGGGCUCAGACGUCUAGACAUGACGGAAAACGUCACUUCCAUUCUCUCCGUUGAUGAAAUGCUUCCUGCAAUCGCUCAAGGAGCUAUUGGGAUUGCUUGUAGAAGCAACGAUGAUAAGAUGGCUAAUUACAUAGCUUCAUUGAAUCACGAGGAAACCAGGUUGGCUGUUGCAUGUGAAAGGGCGUUUCUCGAGACCUUGGACGGGUCAUGUCGCACCCCAAUAGCCGGCUAUGCAUAUCGGGGCAAAGAUGGAAACUGCAUAUUUAGAGGGUUGGUUGCUUCACCUGAUGGAACACGAGUCCUUGAAACCUCAAGAACCGGUCCUUAUGCUCUGGAAGAUAUGAUUUCUAUGGGGAAGGACGCCGGAAAGGAAUUGCUUACGCGGGCGGGGCCCAGUUUCUUCGACUGGUAAACUUGAGAGCAGAGACAGAGAAAGAGAAUAAUUCCGGCAUUGAUUUUCAUUUUUGUGGAUUCAUGCCACGAGCUAAUUGUUGUAACUUUGUAAUUUUUCAAUUUGGUGUUUGUUAGGAGAGCAAGUAGAGAUCAAUUUGAAAAUCCACCUGGGAAUUCUUGUAUUA